UAAUUUUUAAUUAGUGCCAAAUCAACAGUAUUUUUACAUCAUUUUCAUAGCAAAAAGGGGUUCUCGUUUGGCCACCUCCCUCUGUGCCACAGUCUGACCACCGCCGCCUACGGUUCACUUCUUCCGUCACCGGCGAGAUUUUUCACCACACUGCACGAUUCGUCUCUUCCGGAACGACCUCCAAAGCUCCAAUCAAAUCAAUCUUUCUUAAGUAGUUCCUUGAACAGUUUUGGGAAUUGAUUUGAGGAGAAUCGAUUUUUAGAGGAAAUGGAAAACGAAGAGGAUCCGUUUAAGAAGCAACAGAUUGUGGAUGCACGCGCAAGAAACAUAAGUCACAAUGUCCGUUGCUUAGAAUGCGGUAGUCAGUCCAUUGAAGAAUCCCAAGCUGAUAUUGCUGUUCUUCUUAGGAAGCUUAUUCGUGAUGAAAUACGAUCUGGAAAAAGCGACAAAGAUAUCUAUCACAAGCUUGAACAGGAUUAUGGGGAGACAAUACUUUAUGCUCCAAAGUUUGACUGGCAGACUGCAGGCUUAUGGCUAUCACCGCUUAUAAUUGCUGGAGCUGCGGGGGGAAUAUGGGCAUAUGGCAGGUACAGACAAAGAACUAAUGUUCACUUAUUGGCUAUGAACCUUACAAGAGGAAUCCCGUUUACUCCAAAAGAGAAGGAAGCCAUGAUCGAGAUCCUCACUCCUCCUCCACCUGACGGAAUUCUUCCUUCAUCCCCAUGGUGGACAAGGUGGCUUCCUAGAUAAACGAUUUGUUUUUGCUUCAUACUAUUUUGUUGCAAAAACACAGGUACCAGACGGGAUGAGAACCUUUGCACACCAAUAAUAUUAAUUAUAUAUUUAUUGUACCUCCGAUGUUAGUGAUGAUCUCAUAUUGCCAUUAAAGCAAGGAUAAAGUCUUUAGUUUUCUUUCUAAUUUGUAUCCAUGUAACUUGCUUAUUUCAGUGACAACCUUGAUACAUUUAUCUAGUUAAA
Messenger RNA from Erigeron canadensis, 978 nucleotides. RefSeq names its product cytochrome c-type biogenesis CcmH-like mitochondrial protein. The coding region runs from base 268 to 750 and encodes 160 amino acids. The record is from RefSeq and is a predicted model, not a curated record. The transcript is spliced from 4 exons. NCBI's taxonomy places the organism in Eukaryota, Viridiplantae, Streptophyta, Magnoliopsida, Asterales, Asteraceae.